Anguilla anguilla (European eel) is the source of this 1899-nucleotide messenger RNA. RefSeq names its product C-X-C chemokine receptor type 3-like. The record is from RefSeq and is a predicted model, not a curated record. Gene Ontology annotation, cellular component: membrane. Gene Ontology annotation, biological process: inflammatory response; G protein-coupled receptor signaling pathway; regulation of leukocyte migration. Gene Ontology annotation, molecular function: C-X-C chemokine receptor activity. Bases 743 to 1867 code for a protein of 374 amino acids. The transcript is spliced from 3 exons. NCBI's taxonomy places the organism in Eukaryota, Metazoa, Chordata, Actinopteri, Anguilliformes, Anguillidae.
AAAUUGCUGAACAAAUAGCACUAGCUCAAGUUUGUAAAUUUGCAGGGGGUCAAGAUGUAACAUACUGAUAUGUCAUAUGUAUUUGGUGUCCGUCAAGCGUUUUUUUUUUUUAGUUAUUUGUGCAUAUUAGUUGUGGAGGUGCAUUGAAAAAUGGGAUGGAGAUCGUGGAUUUGGUAGACGUUUCAUUGUCCUUACCACCAGAGAGAUACGGUGCGAUGGAACUAGCAAACCAUAAGCACCGACUGAUAAAUGUUCUCCUCUCUUCUCAGAGACAACUGGGUGGCAGCCCUCGCUGGGGUGCUGUUUACUAUGACAGCUGAGCCAAGGAGGGACGCACCUCUUGUGUGCUGGAUUACACAACUUGAGCCUGAAUGCCCUGCAAUGCGGAGUGCGAACAGGCCAGGCUGCGCUGCAGGAGUGGGAGUGCGAGGCCGACGCCUAGCAGCUGCCGCGCGUGCUGUUGACCCAACCGAGAAUUUCCGAAAUCGCUUGGGUCAUCUGACCAGGGCAGUCACAGACGCGAGCUGCAGCUCAGCCACUUCCUUAAUGUACUGCACAUCGCUCUAUUAGUCUGCUUCACUCUAAUGUGCUUUCUCCCAGUGGUCCUUCUGUUUGCCGAAAGGAAUCAGUCAGUCACUGUUUACAUUCUGGAAAAUUAUUCACAGUAGACCAGUUUUCAUCCACACGGGAACAGCAUAUGCGUUUUUAACCAGAGCUCUGAACCGUGGUUUGUGCGGCACCCAUGGAGGUAGACUUGGAUGGUCUGUUCCUACACAACAGUACAUUUGAUUAUGGAGACUAUCAUUACAAAGGAGAUGACCUCCAGCCCUGCAGCCACCUGAAGUUUCAGGCAGUGUUCAUCCCGGUUCUGUACUCCCUGGCGCUGGUGGUUGGCCUGCUGGGGAACGGGCUGGUCCUGGGAGUUCUGUUCCAGCUGCGGCGGAUCUGGAGCGUGACCGACACCUUCAUCCUGCACCUGGCCGUGGCCGACACUCUGCUGCUGCUCACUCUGCCCUUCUGGGCUGUGGAGGCCACCCAGGGCUGGAUCUUUGGCACCGAGCUCUGCAAGCUGACGGGAGCCCUCUUCAAGAUAAACUUCUACAGCGGGAUCUUCCUGCUGGCCUGCAUCAGUCUGGAUCGCUACCUGUCCAUUGUGCACGCUGUACAAAUGUACUCUCGCCGCAAGCCCUGGGCAGUGCAGGCCAGCUGCCUGUUCGUCUGGCUGUUCUGCCUCCUGCUCUCCAUCCCCGACUGGGUCUUUCUACAGACGGUGAGCAAUCCGAGGAGAGGGGGAAGAUUAGAGUGCGCUCACAACUUCGACACCAGAGCCCAAGACUGGCGCUUGGCCUCCCGACUGUCCCACCUCACCAUCGGCUUCCUCCUGCCCGCCGUGGUCGCGGUCUUCUGCUGCUCUCGCAUGCUGCCACGGCUCCAGCAGGGUUCCCCAGGGCUGCGGAAGGCCAGCAGGCUGAUCUUGGCGCUGGUGGCUGUCUUCCUCGUCAGCUGGACGCCGUAUAACUUCGCCCUGUUAGCGGACACCGUCCGAUCGAGCGCAGAGAGCAAAAUGGGCGGUGCCUGUGAGGAGAGAGCAGCCGUCGACGUCUCUCUGGUGGUCACUGCUGCCCUAGGCUGCCUGUCUUGCUGUCUGAAGCCUGCGCUCUACGCCUGCCUUUGCGUCAACUUCCGGCGGCACCUGACGGACAAGCUGAGAUGCCGACGCGGUGCAGCUGCCGACCGGGAUUUGCCAAUUUGGGAUGAGCCAGCGCCGCCUACACCUGGGCAAUCUGAGGAACAUGACAAUGUGUGUCCCAUGGAAACAGUUAAACAAAAUCUGAACUUGGUUGACAGAGUAGAGGACCAGUUGUGAUGAAUUUAUUAUCUCAUUCAAGAAACAAUUUG